This is a messenger RNA of Vanderwaltozyma polyspora DSM 70294, 2400 nucleotides long. RefSeq names its product DNA topoisomerase 1 (gene TOP1). The transcript has a single exon. Gene Ontology annotation, molecular function: DNA binding; DNA topoisomerase type I (single strand cut, ATP-independent) activity. Gene Ontology annotation, biological process: chromosome segregation; DNA replication; DNA topological change. Lineage: Eukaryota; Fungi; Ascomycota; Saccharomycetes; Saccharomycetales; Saccharomycetaceae. The record is from RefSeq and is a predicted model, not a curated record. Gene Ontology annotation, cellular component: nucleolus; chromosome. The coding region runs from base 1 to 2400 and encodes 799 amino acids.
AUGACUGUUGAGAGAAAGAAGAAAACCCAAAGUAAGAAAACUAAUGGAAAGAUUAAGAAACCUUUAGACGAUAACUCUUCGGAUGACGACGAUAUACCUUUAUCCAGAUCCUCUAAAAGGGAAUCGAAAUCCACCCUAAAAUCCAACAAGAGAAGAAUAAAGGUCGAGGAUGAUGAAGAAGAAGAAGAUGAAGUAGACAGCGAUACCACUCUGUCUCAAAUGUCUGAAAAUGGGAAGAACGACUCAAAAUCCAAAUCCAAACCAAAACCAAAAUCAAAAUCAAAACAAAGCAAGAGAUUAAAAACAGAAGAUAAUUCAAAAACUAUUGUUAAACCAGAGAGUCCAAAGAAGAAACAGGUUGAGAAAAUUUCAACUAAGAAGGAAAAUGGAAAUACUAGUAAUACUAAUAGUGAGAGUAAUAGUAACAGCAACGAUGAAGAUGGUAUUGCAGAUGAUGAUGAAGACGAAGAAGCUGAAGAAUAUAAAUGGUGGGAAGAUAAUGAUGAUAAUGGAGAAAUUCAAUGGACUACUUUAAGACACAAUGGUGUAAUGUUUCCUCCUCCUUAUGUAUCAUUACCUUCUCAUAUCAAAUUAUAUUAUAAUGGACAAGCUGUAGACUUACCACCGACUGCUGAAGAAGUCGCUGGGUUUUUUGCCGCUUUGCUGCAUACAGAUCAUGCUAAAAAUACUGUAUUUCAAAAAAACUUCUUUACUGACUUUAAAGAAGUCUUAAAAGAAGUUGGUGGUACUCUGAAUGGUAUAAAGCUUGAAAAAUUCGAAUAUUGUGAUUUUUCAAAAAUGCAUGAAUAUUUCGAAAUUCAAAGAGAACAAAGAAAAAAAUUGAGUCCUCAAGAGAAAAAACAACUUCGACUAGAAAAAGAAGAACAGGAAGAACCAUUUAAAUUUUGUGAAUUGGAUGGUCGUAGAGAACAAGUCGGAAAUUUUAGGGUAGAACCUCCUGACCUAUUUAGAGGUCGUGGUGCUCAUCCGAAGACUGGUAAACUUAAAAGAAGAGUUUAUCCAGAAGAUAUCGUAUUGAAUUUGGAUAGAAAUGCCCCUAUUCCUGCUGUCCCAGAGGGACACAAAUGGGGUGAAAUUAAACACGAUAACACAGUUCAAUGGCUAGCAAUGUGGAGAGAAAAUAUUUCUAAUUCUUUUAAAUAUGUUAGAUUAGCUGCCAACUCUUCUUUAAAAGGUCAAAGUGAUUUUAAAAAAUUUGAAAAGGCAAGAGAAUUAAAGAAAUACAUUGACUCAAUCAGAAAAGAUUACAGAACGAAUUUGAAGAGUAAAUUAAUGCUUGAGAGACAAAAAGCAGUAGCUAUUUAUUUGAUCGAUGUGUUUGCAUUAAGAGCUGGUGGUGAAAAAUCAGAUGAUGAAGCAGAUACAGUUGGUUGUUGUUCUCUGAGAUAUGAGCAUGUUACUUUAAAACCUCCAAAUACCGUAAUAUUUGAUUUCUUAGGUAAAGAUUCCAUUAGAUUUUAUCAAGAAGUUGAAGUCGAUAAGCAAGUGUUUAAGAAUUUAGCAAUAUUCAAAAGAGCACCAAAGAAACCAGGUGAUCAAUUAUUUGAUAGGUUAGACCCUCCAAUUUUAAACAAACAUUUGCAAAAUUAUAUGCCAGGGUUGACAGCGAAAGUGUUCCGUACGUACAAUGCUUCCAAGACAAUGCAAGACCAAUUAGAUUUGAUCGUCAACAAGGGUUCAGUUGCUGAAAAGAUGUUACGUUAUAAUGCCGCCAAUAGGACCGUUGCUAUAUUAUGUAACCAUCAACGUAGUGUUGGUAAGGGACAUGCAGAAGCUGUUAGAAAAGCGAAUGAAAAGAUAGAAGAACUUGAAUGGCAAAAGAUUCGAUUGAAAAGAGCUAUAUUACAACUUGAACCAAAAGAGAUGAAGAAAAGACCUAAAUUUUUUGCUGAGAUUGGCGAUUUAACUAAGGAAGAUGAAGAAAGUAUCCAUAAGAGAAUAAUCGAAAGAGAAAUUGAAAGAUGCCAUCGUAAAUUUCAAAGAGAAAACGACAAGCGUAAGUUCGACAAUGAAGAGCUAAUUAAAGAAGAAGAGCUUAAAGAAUGGUUAGACAAAGUGUCUGAAACUGAAAAGAAAUACUCAUUAGAAGUGGAAACUGGAGAAGUUGAAAUUAAAAGCACAUUGAAUACUGUUGAAAAAUUAGAAAAAAAUAUAGAAAAGUUAGAACAAAGAAUACAAACCAGUUCGAUCCAAUUGAAGGACAAAGAAGAAAACUCCCAAGUCUCGUUAGGUACCUCUAAAAUCAAUUAUAUCGAUCCAAGAUUGUCAGUAGUGUUCUGCAAGAAAUUUGACAUCCCAAUUGAAAAAAUUUUCACGAAAUCACUAAGAGAAAAGUUUAGAUGGGCUAUAGAAUCAGUCGAUGAGAACUGGAGAUUCUAA